Exophiala viscosa is the source of this 1182-nucleotide messenger RNA. RefSeq lists its product as uncharacterized. The record is from RefSeq and is a predicted model, not a curated record. The transcript has a single exon. Lineage: Eukaryota; Fungi; Ascomycota; Eurotiomycetes; Chaetothyriales; Herpotrichiellaceae. Bases 427 to 858 code for a protein of 143 amino acids.
CUUCGCUAUUCCAAAUUUAUAUACAACCUUGAACGGGUUAAUGAACUACAAAAGGGUUGAAAUGUCUUUUUUGAAGGCUUCGUUCGAUCGUCAUGUGCCUUGGUUUGCAACAUUGUAGAAGCCGACAAGUGGUCUGAACAGUACCUUUGUCUGACUAGACGAGGCCUUGUUCGCACUUUGCGCUGUAUGUCUGCAUCAUGUGGUCGGGCUGUCACGUCUCUCAUUGGACCUAUUCGACUCACCUGCAGCACCGCCAAGAAGCCAGUGCAGCCUCGUAUCAGUAGACUUGACCUCGUACUUCCGUACUUGCGCUAUAGCCACCGUCGCAUUACAGAUUCGACGUGGUCGUUGACGUACGACAGCCGUGCUACAUCAAGCGAAACACGAGGAUCCAUUCUGGUAGCGUAAGAACCGCAAAGACCAAAAAUGUCGACAACGUCACUGCUAUCGGGCGCUCCCGCCUCGCCGAGAUCGCCGGACCCGACCCCAGCAUCCUCAGCGCAACGAACAGCCGAGGCCAAAGUAGCCUUUCUGGGGUCGUUGGAUUCCGUGGGCGCCAGUAUCGACGGCGAACUCGAAGCGCGAGCGAAAAACAUUCACGCCAACGCCAAAGCUUUGACAAAGCAGGAAGACGAUCUGCGCAAGCAAACAAAAGCGGUGGCCAAGGAGAAUGACUCCCUGCAGAAGUUGCUCGACAAGACGAAACGGGAAGUGGCAGGGCUGGGCGACUUGGACGGUAUGAUGGCGGAUCUCGAUGCCGAUCUGGCUAUGCUUGAAGAGACGCUUAGGCUGGUAGAGGAGAGCGGUGCUGAGAUGUUGCAUGAGCAUGAGCAUGAUGAUGCGCCUGGCAAGCCGUGAUCACUCUACUACUAUUCAGUUUCCAGGAGGCUUGAUGACCUCUCUUCACGAGGAAGCGUUACUUGUGCCUGGGGUCAGUCUCGACAAUGGCAUGUACAGUAUCAUAUGUUAUUGAAGGUCGUGAACCAUCUGCGCAAUCGAGAGCAGUCGUCCUUGGGCGGGACUUACGAUACGAAUACGAGGUAUGGUGAAGUAGUAGGAAGUAUGGUGCAGUUCAGGGCGGAGCACUGCAAUUACUCUAGCCGAAGCUUAGUUUGUACUCUAAAUAACAGCCUUCCUAAUUAGUUCUAGCUUUUAUAGAGGCGAUAAGGAAUUAAAUCCUAC